GAUCCUUGGCAACUUGAUUUACAAAUGGCGGACAGCGAGGAUUAUCGCUGAGAUCUAUUGACAGAUUUUAUUUAUUGAUUUAGUUUAGAUAACUAUUUAAAAUGAAGUAUAAUCAACAAAACAUUUUAUUCUAACUUUGCAAGUUUUGAUGCUACACGCUCUGUCUAUGCUUUAAUGUCGUAACGGAAAACGGGCACCUGCUAGAUAUCCGCCAAAUCUGAGAUGUCGACGACAGCCACAACCCCCACUGUGGCUACUUCUGGGAAGCUGGACACGACUAAGACGCCAGACCUGAUGAAAUCCUCACGGAGUAAAACCCCGGACAAAGAAAAAACAGAAUCUUCAAUGAGGGUGACAUUUUUGUUGACUCCAGCAAUUUUGUCUGUGUCAAAAAAGCUUAAAACAAAACGAGAAAAACAAUUACAAAAGUUGAAGGCUAUAUCUAUUGAUAACAAGCUUGAAAACCGGCUCACAAUGAAAGACUUGGCCAAACUUCAGAAAGCUUUCAUG
Molecule: messenger RNA, 510 nt
Organism: Saccostrea cuccullata (small rock oyster)
Lineage: Eukaryota; Metazoa; Mollusca; Bivalvia; Ostreida; Ostreidae
Exons: 3
Source: RefSeq, a predicted model, not a curated record